This is a messenger RNA of Teleopsis dalmanni, 592 nucleotides long. RefSeq lists its product as uncharacterized. The coding region runs from base 163 to 546 and encodes 127 amino acids. Lineage: Eukaryota; Metazoa; Arthropoda; Insecta; Diptera; Diopsidae. The record is from RefSeq and is a predicted model, not a curated record. The transcript is spliced from 2 exons.
UAUCGCAUACGAAUUUCUAGAAAAAUCGACCUUUUCGUGGUUGAACACGAGUCAAACAGAAUCUCACGAAGUGUAGUAAGUUGCCUAUAAGCGUUAACAUCCUUCGUUUGUUUAUCGUGUAUUAUAAAAAAACAACAAAGUUUUUGGAGACAAUAACUGAUAAUGGAACCGAAAUUUGUAGUUGGCAAAUACACUGAGAAGGAAAUGGAAGCUGCAAUGGCGCUUUUAGAACUGCACGAGCGUGUUUAUUUAGACGACCCACGUGGAAGUCGGGUUGAAAAACCCACAGUUCAAACAUCGCCGAUCGAUUUCACAUUGGCAAAAACAAAGACCAAAGUGGUUGAAGAAAGGAAGCAAUAUCACGUUUCUGUAAUCCGCCCCAAUAUUAUGAUUAACCAAAAACCAGCAGAUACAGCAGAACUGUUUGGUGCACCACAACUAAAAGAAGAACAAGUUUCAGGUGAUAAUGCUCAAGUUAACGCCGGCAUGAAAAAAUCUGGCGCUGCAAGGGAGAAAACAGUUGUUAUUUUAAAUCCACGUUCAUGAAGUCCUAAUUUCAGUCGUAAUGAUUUAAUAUUUUUUUGUUCUUAAA